AUGAAAACCAAUCUCAGUAUCGGAGACUGCGGAGACUUCCCAGUACGCUCAAUCUCAUGGGUGGAGAACAAGGCUUGCCCUGAACAUUGCUUGUCAGGCCACACGAUCACUUGUCCGAGAAAAUGCUUCGUCACGUUAUGGGUCAUCGUUCAAAACCCUCAAAGCGGCCACGAAACGACAGUUCUAGCAUCUAUCGGGGGCAAUCCAGAAGGAGAACCAAUCCUCGACUUUCUCACACUCGGUACCUAUACAAACAAGAUUACGGACACCGCGAAGCGAAUCGAAACUCCCGUACAGACAAAAUUGGAAGGGUUCAACUUGAAGGCGGUUGUUGACAGAUUAAGCGACCUCAAUCAGACAUUGGAAUUCGAUCGAGAAGGCGACCCUCAUCACAAGAAGUGGGCAAUUCGACAACUUGAAGCGUUAAGUGGCUGGCUCCUGAAGGAGGAGAACAUCGAUGUGGCAAGGGGAGAAAUGGAUAGUGCCUUCGACAGCUAA
Aaosphaeria arxii CBS 175.79 is the source of this 498-nucleotide messenger RNA. RefSeq lists its product as uncharacterized. NCBI's taxonomy places the organism in Eukaryota, Fungi, Ascomycota, Dothideomycetes, Pleosporales. The transcript has a single exon. The record is from RefSeq and is a predicted model, not a curated record. The coding region runs from base 1 to 498 and encodes 165 amino acids.